Molecule: messenger RNA, 993 nt
Organism: Eurypyga helias (sunbittern)
Lineage: Eukaryota; Metazoa; Chordata; Aves; Eurypygiformes; Eurypygidae
Product: MARVEL domain-containing protein 3-like
Exons: 3
Coding region: 1-993 (330 amino acids)
Cellular component (GO): membrane
Source: RefSeq, a predicted model, not a curated record
AUGUCUCACACCGGGAGACGAUACCAAGAAAAGCAAUACAGGCACCACCAGAGGCAUGGAUCUGAUAGAAACGAGGAAGACAGAAGAGCGAGAAAACCAUACCCAUACAACGGAAGGUCAACAGAAGACAUCCGAGGAGGCCAGCACUCAAGGACUUCCACUGUUUGCUCAGACCCUUACUCUAAAACCUCAGGAACAGCACAGGAAUAUUUUGGCCCGCUACCAGAAUGUUAUCCUCCCAAGGAGACCUUCUCCAUGAAGUGUUCAAAGGUAUGCACAACAAGAGGCAUUCUGAAGUUUGUGGAAAUCACGGUUAACCUCCUGGUGCUGAUCUGCGUGGGUGCUGCCCAAGCCUCUGUUGCAGGCUUCACGUCCCUUGGUGGCUUGGGCACCGGAUCCUUCAACCUGAAUUCAGCUUAUAGCCCCUUUGAGGGGACAGAGCUCCGGGAGGUGAGGGACCUAGACAUGCAGUUCACCCAGAUGAGAGCCCCUUGCGUGUAUGGCGGUGUAGCCUUCAGCUUAACAGCAGCAGUACUUACCCUCGUCUUCCUUGUCGUGGGGGCAAAACCCAUCCAGCAGCUCAGGACGGGGCUGCUGGCAGGCGAAUGUGCCUUCAACCUGCUGACCGGCGUGGCAUACAUCGUGGCUGUCGGCCUCUACCUGCAUUUUGUCAGCCAGGUGAACACCACAGAUGUUUGCAAGAGGCGUGAGAGGCUGUACGCGCGGCGUGGUUACACCUCCAUGAACUGUGUGGUCCAGGGCGGCGACGCAGCCGUCGGCCUUUUCGGUGUUGCUGCUGCCUGUUUAUACUUCGCCAGCUUUGUGGUCUGCAUCUUCGCUAUCCGAACCGUCCAGGCCUUCCAGAGACACGCGGCCAAGGCUCAGCACAGCCCCGACAGCAGCGUUAGAGACAGGCGUGUCAAAAACCACCAUGCUGUCCACAGGACUGCCGAAAGCUCCCACAGUGUCCAGGCUCUCGCCACCUUAGUGUGA